Cheilinus undulatus (humphead wrasse) is the source of this 8280-nucleotide messenger RNA. RefSeq names its product HECT domain and ankyrin repeat containing E3 ubiquitin protein ligase 1 (gene hace1). Gene Ontology annotation, molecular function: ubiquitin-protein transferase activity; protein binding. Lineage: Eukaryota; Metazoa; Chordata; Actinopteri; Labriformes; Labridae. Bases 164 to 2878 code for a protein of 904 amino acids. Gene Ontology annotation, cellular component: nucleus. The record is from RefSeq and is a predicted model, not a curated record. The transcript has 24 exons. Gene Ontology annotation, biological process: proteasome-mediated ubiquitin-dependent protein catabolic process; protein polyubiquitination; positive regulation of protein catabolic process.
CAGAGCAGAGCAGGAAAAUAUGAUCGGAGUGUAAAUCAGAGGAACGGUUCGCCCUCGGCCAGCGCCCAUGGACGGCUCUAAGGAACCACGCAGCCUCGCCAGGAGCACCUAAACCCGCCUUUGAGCCUCCUUCUCCUCGGUUCCUCCCGGUGAACCGCUCCCUAUGAUGGAACGGGCGAUGGAGCAGCUCAACGUACAGCUCAACCGGCUGACCCGCUCCCUCCGCCGGGCCAGAACCGUGGAACUCCCGGAAGAUAAUGAGACGGCGGUGUACACACUGAUGCCAAUGGUCAUGGCCGAUCAGCACAGGUCAGUGUCAGAGCUGCUGCUCAACUCCAAGUUUGACGUGAACUACGCCUUCGGUCGGGUAAAGAGGAGUCUGCUGCACAUUGCUGCCAACUGUGGAUCGGUGGAGUGUUUAGUCCUGCUGUUGAGGAGAGGAGCUAACCCCAACUAUCAGGACAUCUCAGGCUGUACUCCUCUGCACCUCGCUGCCAGGAACGGGCAGAAGAAGUGUAUGGGCCGACUGCUGGAAUAUAAUGCUGACGUAAACAUCUGCAACAACGAGGGGCUGACCGCUAUCCACUGGCUGGCAGUGAAUGGGCGGACCGAACUGCUCCAUGAUCUGGUCCAGCACGUGUCCAACGUGGACGUGGAGGACGCCAUGGGACAGACAGCUCUGCAUGUGGCCUGUCAGAACGGACACAAAACUACGGUGUUGUGUCUGCUGGACAGCGGAGCUGACAUCAACCGACCAAAUGUCUCUGGAGCCACGCCCCUUUACUUCGCCUGCAGUCAUGGCCAAAGGGACACGGCUCAUAUUCUUCUCUCUCGAGGAGCCAAAUACCUCGCUGACAAGAACGGGAUCACUCCGCUGGAUCUCUGCGUACAGGGUGGAUACGGGGAAACGUGUGAGAUCCUCAUCCAGCAUCACAACCGCCUGUUUCAGACUCUGAUCCAGAUGACACAGAAUGAUGACAUUAAAGAGAACAUGCUUCGCCAGGUUCUGGAGCAUGUUUCUCAGCAGAGCGACAGUCACUACCAGAGGAUCCUGACCAGCCUGGCUGAAGUCGCCACGACCAACGGACACAAACUCCUGAGCCUGUCCAGCAGUUAUGAAGCUCAGAUGAAGAGUCUGCUGAGAAUUGUUAGGAUUUUCUGCCACGUAUUUCGUCUCGGACCCUCAUCACCAAGCAAUGGCAACGACAUGGGCUACAAUGGCAACAAGACGCCACGCAGCCAGGUCUUUAAGCCGUUGGAGCUGUUGUGGCACUCCCUGGACGAGUGGCUGGUGCUCAUCUCCACAGAGCUGGACAGGAACACGAAGAACCCGUCCUCUUCCUCCUCCAGCAGCGAGAUCGCCUCCUUGCUGCUCAAACAGAGAGAGGCUGACCCCUCCUCGUCACCGCCAAAGCUCCCCUCCCUGCUUGACCCUCAGAUGGUCAUAGAAACAGACGUUUACCCCGACGGAGAGGAUGUGAUCUCCAUGACAGCCAAUCGUCUCAGUGCGGUGAUCCAGGCCUUCUACAUGUGCUGCUCCUGUCAGAUGCCACAAGGGAUGACGUCCCCUCGUUUCAUUGAGUUUGUCUGCAAACACGACGAGGUGCUGAAGUGUUUUGUAACCAGGAAUCCAAAGAUCAUCUUUAACCACUUCCACUUCCUGCUGGAGUGUCCUGAGCUCAUGUCCCGGUUCAUGCACAUCAUUAAAGGACAGCCCUUCAAGGAUCGCUGUGAGUGGUUCUACGAGCAUCUGCUGGCCGGCCAGCCCGACUCCGACAUGGUUCACCGUCCGGUCAACGAGAACGACAUCCUGCUGAUCCAUAGAGACUCCAUCUUCAGGAGCAGCUGUGAGAUGGUUUCAAAGUCCACCAAUGAGAAGCUCAAACAGGGCAUCGCUGUCCGCUUCCACGGAGAGGAGGGCAUGGGCCAGGGUGUGGUCAGGGAGUGGUUCGACAUCCUGUCCAAUGAGAUCAUUAAUCCAGACUACGGCCUGUUCACACAGUCAGCCGAUGGCACCACUUUCCAGCCCAACAGUAACUCGUCAGUAAACCCAGACCAUCUGAACUACUUCAGGUUUGCAGGUCAGAUUCUGGGUCUAGCUCUGUAUCACAGACAGCUGGUCAACAUCUACUUCACCCGCUCCUUCUACAAACACAUUCUGGGCAUCCCGGUAAACUACCAGGACGUGGCGUCCAUCGAUCCAGAGUACGCCAAGAACCUCCAGUGGAUCCUGGACAAUGACAUCAGCGAUCUGGGUCUGGAGCUCACCUUCUCUGUGGAGACGGACGUGUUUGGAGCGAUGGAGGAAGUCCCGCUCAAACCUGGAGGAACCAGCAUCCUGGUGACCCAGGACAACAAGGCCGAAUACGUCCAGCUGGUGACGGAGCUGAGAAUGACUCGGGCCAUCCAGCCUCAGAUUAACGCCUUCCUGCAGGGUUUCCACACCUUCAUCCCCCCGUCACUCAUCCAGCUCUUCGACGAGUACGAACUGGAGCUCCUGCUGUCGGGGAUGCCAGAGAUCGAUGUUCAGGAUUGGUGCAGGAACACCGAGUACACCAGCGGAUACGACCAACAGGAACCAGUGAUCGAGUGGUUCUGGGAGGUGGUGAGGAGUCUGACUCAGGAGGAGAGAGUUCUUCUGCUGCAGUUUGUCACUGGAAGCUCCAGGGUUCCUCAUGGGGGCUUCGCCUUCCUGAUGGGGGGCAGUGGUCUACAGAAGUUCACAGUGGCUGCGGUGCCGUACACCUCCAACCUGCUGCCUACCUCCAGCACCUGCAUCAACAUGCUCAAACUUCCCGAGUACCCCAGCAAGGAGGUCCUCAGAGACCGGCUGCUGGUCGCACUGCAUUGUGGGAGCUAUGGGUACACCAUGGCGUGAUCAUCGCAUCACUUCUUGCUGCUGAGAGCGUCCUACAUAGCGGUGGGCGGAGCUGCUUCUGCUAGAUAAAGAAGGGAAACCCUGAUUCCUCUUUGACGUGCUGCUGGAUGCACGGGACGCCAGACGGACCUGGGAUCUCACCUUGUACCCAUGCCAAAAUAAGUCUGAGUCUGAUGGUGGCUGGUAUCUGGUGAUUUAUGCAAAAAAACAUCUUUGCAUGCGAUCAAUCUCAUGCAUUUAGUGAUUUAAAGCAUUUAAACCAUGAAUCCUCCUUAAUGAUCAUGUAGGAACAUAUCCAUGCAGGAACACUGAAUGUAAACUAGAGAUUACCUGGAGAGAAUCAGAAUAAUUCAUCAAUCAAAGUGCAUUUCUGCAGAUUUCUUAAAGGGCCAGCAUCACUCCACAUCAAGCUGCUUUUGUUUCUAAUUACAGAAAUGUAAUUUUUUUUAAACAUGCUCUACUUUUUACUAAAUGUCUCAGCUAAAAGCUUCAAAAGUUUCUGCAUGUCUCCUGUAGUUUUAUUGAUCCUGCAGCAGGUUUUAGCUGAAAUUGGCUAUAAUCACUGAUUGAUCAAACGUGUGUCCAUGAAAAGUUAAGCAUAAAAUCAUAAACCUGAAGUUUUUACAGUACUGCUUCAAACUAACUUAAUAUUUUCCAAAUAAAAAGCUUUUUCUUAAAUUGAAAAUAAAGGUACUUCUAGAAAACCUUAAAGGUCAUUUCCACUGGUUCUGGUUCAGUUUGGUACAAUAGGCGUUUGUAUUAUCAAAAAUUGGAAAGGGUCCAAAAUAGCUGAUCCAUACUGUCCAAGCUUACCUGUCCGUUCCAAAAAGGGUGAAGCUACAUUGACAAUAGAGGGUUUACUCUGACAGCAGUCUGCUCUAUGAAGGGUGAGUGAAAACAGGAGAAAAAUAGAUGAAUAUCUCUUGAAAUGAGGGAUAUUUGGACUCAACAGGGAUCCAGACUGUUUCCUGGACUAUUGAUGUUGUUAAAUGGCCACAAAUCAGGUUACCUGGACCUGAUGUUAAAGAACACAAAGCAGAGCCUGGAGGUUCACAUCAGCCUGGUUUAUCAGUGGAGGAUGUGAAACUGAAUAAGUGUCAAAGUGUUGGUAAUAUGACGCUUUGGAUCAGCUGUUUCUCUGUAUUUCAAUGAUUGCUUUUUACCGUAGCGCCGCUCUGUGGUUGUUAAAUCUGUUGGGCAAAUUCUGUGUGAAUUUUAAAUCAAGCUCAGCGUACCCGCCUGUCUUAACCUAGUUUGAUUUUAACACUUUAAUGUUAUUUUUACUGUGACAAAUUCACCAGAACAGCUCUCAUCUUUUAUGUAAUACUUUAUAAACAGUUGAAGUGUCAGACACGUUCAUGAAUAUAGCUUUAGUAUCUGUGAAAAAGGUCAGUAUUUGGUCUGCCUCCUAUAUGAGAGAGAUUAUUUUCUGGUUGAUCUGCAGAAACUGAAGGUCUGAAUUUUCUGUUCAGAGGUGGAAGAAUGAGAUUUACAUUCAUCACUAACUGCUGUAUCUUCUGUAAUAGUCUAGCUUUAUUGUGUCUUUAUUAAAGCUGUAGUUAGGGAUUUUUUCUUAGAGUCGUAUGCCCACAAAAACAUGCUCCAGCCAAUGAGGAGGCUAGCACUCACAGCCAAUCAAGGCUCAGGUCAGAGGGAGCGUUCCUAUUGGCUGCUGUAGUAGGUGCGCUUCUGCCUCUCAGCUCAGUGAGAAGUUGAUUCAACGGCAGAGUUACGGCAGUGUUUGGUCCUAUGUAGAAUCUGUUCAUGCUGAGAUGAAGUGUUUUCUUACCUGUGAUUCGGUUGUUGAAAGGCGUGGAAAGGCGGAGCAAAAAAAGGAACGCCAAAAUGAAAAUGAAGCCAUAACACAGCGGUUACGCCUUCAUCACACACCCAGACAUGGCUGUGAGGAUAUUUAUGCAUGUGUAAUCAGAGCUUUGAUUGGGUGUAGGAUCACAUUUAAACAUUAACUGCUGCAGGCUGAAUAAAUCUACUGAAACAAGUUCUAAAUCUUCACAUCUAGAGGUCUUUAGGUCCAUGAAAUGGAAAAUCAAGGCUGCAUUUAACAAACAAAGAUUGCAAUUUAAGUUUUCAGACUUUCUAAAUAUCCUUUUUCAUUUCUCUGCAGUGUCCCUCUCUCUGUUUAACACUCCUGUUCUUCUUUGACCAGUACUUCCAGUGUGAACCACUAAAACCCCUCCAUUCUCUGUCCUACCUCCAUCACUUCCGUAAAUGCCAAUUUAACAUCCGGCUCUGUGGAGAGACCCGGCCCUUCCUCUGAAGCCAAACAUCUGAUUCUCCUUUAGAAAUUGAAAAAUAAAAUGCUGCAUAGCCAAAAGUCUGUGGACAGCCUAAGCUCAAUUAAUGUGUGAAAAGUGACAAAAUAUUAGGCAUUUCUAUGCUUCUCUCACACUCCUGGAUUUCCGACUGACUGUGAAGGCCUUGGCACACUGAGUUUGUUGUUUUUGUCUAAAAUUGCUGAAUGUUUCAAAAGAAAUCAGACCCCAUGUUGUUUAAAUUCGUCAAAGUGCUUUUAGGAUUAUUUGAGUUUUGGUCACAGCAGCUGCAGCUGUCCAGAUGUCCUGCACACAUAAAACAAUCUGAUUGGCUGGAUGUAACAUGAGAACCAGCCAAUCAACACUAAAGCCUGGGUACCAAUGGCACAGUGAGCGUGUGGAACCACUUCCUGUUUCCUGCUGCUAUCGUGUAGCUCUGUCCAGUUUCUCAUGCUCAUAGAUUUUGGGCUAAAUUGUUUAUUUUUCUUCAUUUUUUUGGAUCAUCUGGUUUUACUCCAGCCACAUUUAGAACUUUCUCUGUGUCAUAAUAAACACAUUGGUUCCAUACAUCAUUAACAGGGGGUAUUUGCCCUGAAAAACCAACACUGGUCGACCCUUACAUUCAUAAUAAAUAGAUAAACAAACUCAGCAUGCCAGGUUCAAGUGUGGUGUUUUUUUAAUCAGAGUACGGAUCUGAAAAUUCCAGCCUCAGUGUGCAAAGGCCUUGGUAGUUUCCUCUAAACACAAAUAUAAAAAUGAAGAUGCAUUUCACGUUUCCCUACCUGGACACUCCUCUAUGGAGUCAUUAUUGUUGCAGAUCUCAAGAGCACAUUGUAACAUUUUGAGAGCAUGCCAUUCAAAUCCCCCAUGGACGUUUCACAAAAUCCUUCUUACAACUCCUUUACUGCAUGAACCAAGCUAACCGCUACCUGAGCACUCAUGACUGUAAAACUUGGGAUUUAGCACAAAAAUGUAGAUGAAGGUAAGGCUGCAAGUCUGUGGACAUACUUCUUUACAUGGAGGAAGGAGCUGCAUAUCCUUUUCAAACUUUUAAGCCAUAUUAGUUUUACCUUUUUUAAGUCUUCUCUCUGGUAGCUGGUUAGUCUGACUCAGAUAAGUCUGAUUUUAUGUCUAAUAAUCAAAUCCACUGUGGAGAAAAUAAAUGGGAUUUUACUUCCUGAACCACUCUGAGCUGUUUCUGCUCUUGGGUUUUUGAUAAACCAACCAAUAGGAAACAGGAAGAGGAUGGACCAAUCAUGUUAGCUCUGCCCGUUGUUGCUAUGCUGUUCUCCAGGAGACAUUUGAUCUCACUGAGAGUCCCAACAUUCGAUCACACACAUCAUCAGUCACUUCCUAGCUCUAUAACUCCACCUCAGCUCCUCCUACAGACUUCAUUUUGGCUUUAAAAAUGAGACAAAUUAUUCAGCUAUUUCUGCUCGAUUAAUUAUUUUUGCUGAAUGACAGAUUUUUAAUGAUCACUGUUAAAGUUUGAUGAUGAUUUUUGACCCUUAGACUUUUACCGUGUGUGUGAUAGAACGUUUGGACUCUCUCAGUGAGAUUAAAUCUGUCCUGGAGAACAGCAUAGCAACAAUGAACAGAGCUAACGUGAUUGGUCCAUCCUCUACCUGUUUCCUGUAGAGUGAUGAAAGAAUGAGUCCUGGAGCGAAGAAGUGAGUUAGCAUCUAAGCUGUUCUGGUUCCCUGGUCUGACAGUCUUUGGGAUUUUUGACUGGGUUCACAGUUAAAUGCCUGAAAUAAGAUCUGUGGUGAACACAAGCUCAAGAGAGUUUAAUGUUUUAUUUCACAUCUGAAACGUGCCCCACCUUUGAGUCGUGUAUCUUUCCAUGUCCUGAUAAAGGCGGUUGCUUACAGUGUUUGUUGGGAUCGUAUAUGUCAUCACCCCAAGGUGGCCAAUGAGCCUACCGCUCGCUCCAUCUGCAGAUGAUGGCGUUAAAUUCAGCCAACUGUGUCGUAGUUCGAUAUAGCAUGACAUCAGCUUUUUACUUUCGUCAGUUAUACUUACAGACCAAAUAUGAUGCCUGUAUUAUUAAUCUGUGAAGAUCAUAUGAACAAAGUAUGUAAGUUUCUUAAACGUUUAUUGGACACAGAUCUUAUUUUUAGCAAUGAUCCAGUGAAAAACCCCACAGGCUCUCUGCUGAGGGAACACACGCCACGCUAGCUCACGGGUUUGUCUACAAAAUUACGUCACGUCUGCACCGCCCUACUGGUUGGUUCCAGACUUACAUUUUCAGCGCAGAGAAAGUUUUGUACAGAAUAUCAGAGAAAAAUCAGAGUGUCAUUUUGACGAACAAGCAGGAUCAACCUGAAUGAGAGGAGAGCGGUCGGAACAGGAAAUACGAUCAACUAAAGAUCAAGCAGACAUUUAGCACACAAACGCAGACAAUCUAAUAAGGAGAUGGUUGAGAGCACAAAGGCGGCUUUGAAUGGAAAAACUUUCAAACAAACUCUUGAGUUUUGCAGCAAUAAUGACUCCAUACUUCCCUGUUGGCCAUGUGGUUGCCAAAGUGGCCCAAUAAUGAAACAUUAAAACAGAGAUCAUCAGGUGGACUUUGCUGUAUCUCAUUAGUGGAUUUUGUUUUUAGAACAAAAAGCUGCAGAUUAAAGAGUUUUCUGAUUUUAUUUUUUCUGUUUUUAUUCAUCUGCUGAAUCAUUCGUCCCUGCAGCAUUAAAUGCUCCUGUCCUGUGGUGUAUCGUCUCAAGUCUUUGUAUUUUUGUACUGAAUAUUUUGCUGUUUUCCGUAUCAUGAAUGAACAUCAAUCUUCUGUUUUGUAGAUCUGAACCAGAAGCCAUGCAAAGGUUUCUAAACGACAUGUGAUUGGCUGGCUGUGCCAAAGGUAAAAGGCUGGAUUUGAAGUGUUAUUGUUGGUAUUUUUGAUCCAGAAGCAUGCUGAAUAUUUGAGACAGGAAUUGUGAUUUAAAUGUUCCUCUAGUAAAGGGAGUGUACAUAUUAAUGGGCUGUUAUCUAUCAGUAUUGUUUUGGACUGAGAUUCUUUUGAAAAUGAGCCUUUUUACAUAUUUCUGUACAUGUUCAGUAUCAAAUGAUGUAUUUUACCAUGAGACGACGCUGUGCUUUAAGGUUUUUUCCAAUAAAAGCAGUUUUUUUUUUGGA